UGACCUUGUUCACAUGGACUAGGCUAAGUACAGUAUAGCGUCACAUUAUACAGAGAGAAGGCAGAUUUUUGAUUACUCAAGCCCCAGACAAACCGUAGCUAAGAUCAUGGAUCAGACAGCAGAGACCAUUGUGGAGGCCGCUGCUGAAGAGGGUUGGCUGUCAACCCUUGACAUCUUCGUCAUCUCUCUGUUGGCAGGCUUCUGCAUAUACUGGUUCUUCUUGAGAUCUAAAACACCUGAACCUCCACCCAUCAAGAAACUCAUCGUCUCACAAACCGCAACAAAGACCAGUGACCCCAGCUUUGUGAACCGCAUGAAGUCUUCUGGUCGCAAUGUAGUAGUGUUCUAUGGCUCUCAGACUGGCACCGCUGAGGAGUUUGCUGGCCGUCUGGCUAAGGACGCCACCAGAUACGGCAUGAAGGGGUUGGCCGCAGAUCCAGAAGAAUGCGAUAUGGAGGAGUUGGGUAAGCUGGUGGACAUUGAGAAUUCCCUGGCUAUAUUCUGCAUGGCGACCUAUGGAGAGGGUGACCCCACAGACAACGCUCAGGAAUUCCAUGACUGGCUACAAAACGAUGGAGGAGAACUGACAGGCUUAAAAUACGCUGUCUUUGCUCUAGGGAACAAGACGUAUGAACAUUACAACGCCAUGGGGAUUUAUGUUGACAAGAAACUGGAGGAUUUAGGAGCUACCCGAGUGUUUGAGAUUGGUCUCGGUGAUGAUGAUGGAAAUAUUGAGGAAGACUUUGUGACCUGGAGGGAGAAGUUUUGGCCGGCUGUGUGUGAACAUUUUGGGGUGCAGGCCACAGGCGAUGAAGUCAGCAUGAGGCAGUACGUUCAGACUCUGCAUGAGGACGUUCCCAAAGAGAAAGUUUUUACAGGAGAGGUGGUCAGACUGGGCUCAUUCAAGACACAAAAGCCGCCGUUUGAUUCUAAGAAUCCCUACCUGGCCCCAGUCAGCAUUAACAAAGAACUUCACAAAGGGGGUAACCGCUCCUGUAUGCACAUAGAACUCGACAUCUCUGGCUCAAAAAUCAGAUAUGAGGCUGGUGACCACGUGGCUGUGUAUCCAAUCAAUGACCCUGAGAUCGUGGAGAAGUUAGGCAAGAGGAUGAACAUAGAUCUAGACACAGUGUUCACUUUGACAAAUUUAGACGAGGAAGCGAGUAAGAAGCACCCAUUCCCCUGCCCGUGUAGCUAUCGCACAGCUCUGAGCCACUACCUGGACAUCACAAGCCCACCUCACAAACACAUCCUCAAGGAGCUGGCUGAGUAUGCAGGUGACCCUAAAGACAAGGAGUUCCUGCUCAACAUCUCUGCUAACACACCUGAGGGAAAGACUCUCUACUCUAACUGGAUCAUGAAAGACCAUCGUAACAUCUUGGCCAUUCUGGAAGAUUUACCCUCUGUUAACCCGGCUAUUGACCAUAUCUGUGAGUUGUUGCCACGGUUACAGGCUCGGUACUAUUCCAUUUCUUCCUCACCAAAGAUUCACCCUAAUCACAUCCACAUCACGGCAGUGCUCGUCGAUUACACCACCAACACCGGUCGGCGGCAGAUGGGCGUGGCCACCCGCUGGCUGUCCCUCAAGAAACCCUGCGGAGAUGCCCGCCCAACCGUGCCAAUCUACGUGCGAAAAUCCCAGUUCCGCCUUCCCUUCAAAUCCUCUACCCCCGUCAUUAUGAUUGGCCCAGGAACAGGGUUAGCUCCCUUUAGAGGCUUCAUCCAAGAGAGGGAUUAUUACAGGAAAGAGGGCAAACCUGUUGGCGACACGAUGCUGUUCUUUGGCUGUCGGUACAAGGCUGAGGAUUUCAUAUACGAGGACGAACUGACCAAGUAUGAGCAGGACGGUACGCUGACCAAGAUGUAUGUGGCGUUCUCAAGGGACGGACCGGAGAAAGUCUACGUCCAGCAUCUGAUGAAGCAGAACAAGAAAGAGUUAUGGGACUUGCUUCAGAGUGGAGCUCACUUGUAUGUCUGCGGAGAUGCAAGGAACAUGGCAAGAGAUGUGCAGGAGACCAUAAUGGAAGUUGUAUCAGAACAUGGAAACCUCGACAAGACACAAGCUGCUGAAUACGUUAAACGACUCCAGUCUAAGGGACGCUACUCCUGUGAUGUUUGGAGUUAAUCGCCCCUGUUCGCCGGGGACUAUUUUUUUUGUACCUGUGUUGUUCUAUGUGCUGUAGUGUUGUGACACAAUCCUCUGAGGAGACACAAACUGGACUAUGGGCAGCUAUAGGAAGUUGUCUCCACUGGUGUGGAACUCUUCUCUGGGUACACUGGACCAUAAAGAUCAUUUAUUCUGGACUUUUACUGUAUCUUUGAAGUGCAGUCAUGCUGGAUAGAUUUUAUCUAUAUGUAGUCCCUUCAGUCCCAAAGCCAGUAGAAAUUUCUUUGACAUUAAGAUUUUUAAAAUGAUGUUUCCAGUUUUUAGCUUUUGGUUUGUUCACAGAAGCGGAAGGGUAUAUUAUCCCAUCAAUAAAGACAAAGUUAAACUGGUUAUUGAUAUUCUAGAGUGGCCUUUGCCCAUUUUGAGUUUACAUUGGUGACCGUGAGUUAAAAGAUGCUGACACCAGUUUAUUUCCUAUGGCCUUCUGUUUGAUUUACAUGCACCUAAGUUGCUUCCAGUUUGAAUCUGUGUACACGCAUAUGCCAGUUCACUGGAAAUUUCUUUGUGAACAGGGUAUUAGAUUGCAAUAUUUUUUUACCAUAAUUAACUGUUUGAAGGAUUUUAUGUUUCGUAUAAAAAGUGUAAAAACAUAUAAAAAAAGUUGAUGUAAUGAAUUAUAUAACAUGCAAAAAAGAA
This is a messenger RNA of Liolophura sinensis, 2803 nucleotides long. Its product is annotated as NADPH--cytochrome P450 reductase-like. Gene Ontology annotation, molecular function: flavin adenine dinucleotide binding; FMN binding; NADPH-hemoprotein reductase activity. Gene Ontology annotation, biological process: response to hormone. The transcript has 15 exons. The record is from RefSeq and is a predicted model, not a curated record. The coding region runs from base 107 to 2125 and encodes 672 amino acids. Gene Ontology annotation, cellular component: cytosol. NCBI's taxonomy places the organism in Eukaryota, Metazoa, Mollusca, Polyplacophora, Chitonida, Chitonidae.